Messenger RNA from Erigeron canadensis, 889 nucleotides. RefSeq lists its product as uncharacterized. NCBI's taxonomy places the organism in Eukaryota, Viridiplantae, Streptophyta, Magnoliopsida, Asterales, Asteraceae. The transcript has 4 exons. Gene Ontology annotation, cellular component: Golgi apparatus. Bases 130 to 666 code for a protein of 178 amino acids. The record is from RefSeq and is a predicted model, not a curated record.
UCUGUUGUGUACUUUUCUGUUGCAACUUCCCCACUACUAUCAUUUAAAUUAAUUAAUUUAUUAUUUCACUUGGAUAAACCAAACCCUAGCUGCUUUCAUUUAAAAAAAAAAAAAAACUAUCAUCAAUCAAUGGCGCCGACUAAGCGUAAAAACCACGCCGAGAGUCAAACCCAAACCACCACCACCACCACCACAACGAGAGUCACUCGAAGCUCCACGCGCCAAUCCACCAAACAGGGUGGUGCUGAUGGUGAUGGUGGGACUACCAAGCCGGUACCCAAGACUAAAAAAGCUAAACCUACUCCAAAACAGAACCCAGAACCCAAGAAACCUAAAACCGCUGAACCAGAAGCACCCCCACACCCGGAGGCUGAUGCUGAGAAGGAUAACGCUGCAAAUGGGUCUAAGACAGUUGUCAUUGAACACUGCAAACAGUGCAACCAGUUUAAAAUAAGGGCUGAAAAGGUGAAGCUUGGUUUGGAGAAAGCCGUGCCUGGCAUUACUGUGAUCGUCAACCCAGAGAAGCCAAGAAGGGGGUGCUUUGAAGUGCGCAAAGAAGGUGGCAAGAAGUUCAUCAGUCUUCUGGAAAUGAAACGGCCAUUUGCACCCAUGAAAGCUUUGGACAUGGAUGCUGUCAUAUCUGAUAUCAUUGAUCACGUCAAAUAAUCUAAUGGGUGACCAAUGUAUGUAUGUAUGUAUGUAAGUGACCUACUGAAUUGACGACGAUAUUUUCUGCUUUGGUCAAUGUUUCUUAGGUAAAAGAGGAAACCUUUUUUGUAACCAUUUGAAAAGUUUCCUAGGUGUUCUCCGUUUGAGUUUUAGCAUCUAUGUUUCCUUAUUUUGUAAGCUCAACAAUUUUAAUUCAUGAAACUGAAAUUUGUGAUGCUAA